GAAACAAUGUAUGGAAUCAGUCACGGCGUAAUAUUUUGGUACAAUCCGUAACAGUCUCCGCCUCCCACUGUGAAUGUGUGAGUUCUGACAAGUACGAAAACAAUAUUAAAGGCGGUUUUUAAAAACAUUUUCUAUUGAAUUGCAUGCUGAUGCAAGGAAAACGAAUAGGCGGACUUUUACAAAGUAAUUUUCUCGAUUUCCUUUGGCGUGUGAAGACCAAUUUAGGUCGAUUUUCGUCCUGAAAAUGAACUCCCCGGUGUCAGUGAGCAAUGCGACUCCUACGACAGGUUCACCAGGUAUGGAGACCAUAGUGGCCGUUGCUCUAGGUGCACUCGCGGCAGUCUUCCUCGGAGCUCUAUUUGUCCUCCUUGUUAUAUGCCGAAGACAACGUUGUUAUUAUAAACAAAAGGACUCGCCAGAUAUGAGUUCUGAUUUACUGGAAGGAGAAAGUGUCUCAGGACUUGGUUUGGAUGCGUGGGAAAGUGAAGAAUGGCUCGCGGGGGCCGAUAGGUGGAUCGACGAUGCUACAGGUUUGGCUCCACCUUGCAUAGCGGUUCUUCGCUCCUGUCAUUCCUUGGCAGCUAGUUUGACAGCAAUCGCUGGAACAGUUAACAGUAAUACUGUUCCUCUUGAAAUUGUAGAUGUUGCAAGACGAAUUCCUCCAAGGGUAGACGAUGUCGUUCGCAGUUUGUAUCCUCCUCUGGACGCUCGUUUAUUAGAAGCUAGAGUGGCUGCUCUUGUGCUGGCAGUGACGCAUUUAGCAUUAGUGACAAAACAUGGUGUUCCCAAAAGCCAGGCUCGAAAGUUGGCUUUUAUCGAUCAAGCCCUCCACGAUAUGGAUUCGCACUUAUUAGUUUUACGAAAUGCAGCUUUAGCUCAGGAAGUGGCUUGUUCAAUUCCAGCUUCCACUCCCGUUUGAGAUUUCAAUUCUCGACAACAUUUUUAAGUAAUGGACGAAAUUCAGAAGUUGCUUCUACAAAGGUCAAUUUUCAUUUUAGAGUAUUUUUUAAAAAGCUCAUUCCCAUUACUUCCCAAACAUAGUAGAGAUGUAAAACUUCAUAGAGAUAUUUUAAGGACCUAAGAGUAUUUUUAUAUGAAUCUAUAGAUUUUCGAAGAUGAACAUUUAUACAGUAAUCAUCGGCGAAUCAAAUCAGCAAUGAACAAAACGUAUUUUAUAAUAUUUAUAUUCACUUUUACAGGAUUAGGUAUUAAGUUAAAUGUUAUAUAAUCUGAAACUAUUUCCAAAAUAGUCUAUAUUAUACUUAAAUUUUUUUAUCUGUUUCUGUGAUAAAAGUUACUCUUCAAGAACACGUUUUUAUCGAAAACUAUGUUUUAUAUGUAUAAGAUUAUAAAAGAGGGGGUACAUAAUUAUAAAAUUUUUAAUAGUUGUUUAAAUUUGUCAACGAUCAGUUCCAUGCGAAAAAAGUCCAUAAAAAAUCGCAUCAACAGUUUAUAGAUAAUGAAAAACCCAGGAUCAGAAACUAAAUGACUGAAAUAAUAAAUUCAUUUGUUUAGAAA
Messenger RNA from Belonocnema kinseyi, 1518 nucleotides. RefSeq names its product transmembrane protein 98-like (gene Tmem98). The transcript is spliced from 4 exons. Gene Ontology annotation, cellular component: endoplasmic reticulum. The record is from RefSeq and is a predicted model, not a curated record. The coding region runs from base 245 to 919 and encodes 224 amino acids. Lineage: Eukaryota; Metazoa; Arthropoda; Insecta; Hymenoptera; Cynipidae.